Messenger RNA from Rhipicephalus microplus (southern cattle tick), 857 nucleotides. RefSeq lists its product as uncharacterized. The record is from RefSeq and is a predicted model, not a curated record. Lineage: Eukaryota; Metazoa; Arthropoda; Arachnida; Ixodida; Ixodidae. Gene Ontology annotation, biological process: lipid metabolic process.
CAUUGAUGAAAUGGCCGCGUACGACUUACCUGCCCAACUGGACUGGGUCUUGAAGACAACGCAGCAGUCCUCACUGCAAUACGUAGGGUGGUCCCAGGGAUGUGCCAUUUUGUUUGCCUUGCUUGCUGAGAGACCCGAAUACAACAAGAAGGUUCAACUUUUCCACGCCAUUGCACCAGCUGUAUUUCUGGGACACAUGACGUCGCCGAUGAAGCGUCUCGAGCCGAUAUCCAAACAAAUUUACAAAGCCGGCCAAUUCGUACUCGGGGGAUCAUUGCUGGGAAAACAUCUUCCAUUUAUCGAUACAAUGAAGCAGCUCGCGUGCAAUCCAGUUAUACCAAGCAUUUCCUGCACGGCGGCUUUUAUUUUCGUCAAUAGAGGGUACCCCAUCGACAUAAACAUGACGAGGCUACCUGUGUAUAUGGGCAACACACCAUCUGGAACAUCUAUGCGAAAUCUGCUUCACUACGCUCAGCUGACGAAGACAAAAAGGUUUCAAAAGUUUGACUGGGGAGCAAAAAAGAACUGGCAAGUGUACAAAAAGCUACUACCACCCAGGUACAACUUGAAGAAAGUGACAGUGCCAGUAGCCAUCUACUGGGGCGACGGAGACGUGUUUGUCACACCUCGCGACGUAGCUCUCCUCGCAAAAAGACUGCCUAACGUUGUCCUCAACUACAAAGUGCCCAUGCACGGCUUCACACACUUUGACGUCGUAUGGAGUAUCACCGCCUACAAACACCUCUACAAAAAGAUUUUCGAAAUGAUGAUGAAGUACACUAGUUCUGCACUGGCUGUGCUUUCUGCAGCUGAACUGUCAAAUGGUUAAAAUAAAUGAAGAGCAUCAAAUACUUUCA